AGAAGUAAGAAAGCCUAUAAGAAUCGUAAAAUUUCUAUCGUGACAUACAUACUGCAAGUAUCAAAAACUUGGAGUGAUCCGGAUUUAUGAUUCGUGGGUGUUAUUUGGAAGCGUGGUAACCGGGAACUGAACAGAUUUUCUUUCCACCUCCAUGUCAAAUUUACAGUGACUUAUGUUGCUGACCGUUUGGCUUGUGCCGUAGUUCUUUGUCAAUUAUCCAACUGUCUGUCUGUACUGUAACCUCGCCCUCUCAUUUUGUCGUUCUCUGUUCCAUGUCUUCUGCUCUACCAUCUCGUUCAGACUCUUCGCGGAAUUGGUGGUCCUUAUCAUCUAAAGGCUCAACACGAGAGCCCUCUUCCUUUCCCCAGGAGAAAGCCGGUCGACCUUCUUCCAGUAAACGGAACGAUAACACCAAAUUUAAUACGUUGGCUUCAGCUUUUGGUCUGAAGACGAAAAAGCAUCCUUCCCUGACGAUUGAGGAUCCUCCGGCCACCUCAUUUCCUUCCCAUCACGAACUCGAACCGCUAUACUCUCCAGAGCUUUCGCCAAAAUACACCAACAGGCCUCCGUCCAAAUCCGUGUCCUCCACAAGAUCUAGGGUAGACUCCAUCGAACCUAGGACUCCCUCGGACGGCCAGCGCGAUUCAGCGUCCAACCGCCAUUCUCUGCUUACCCUUUCUGAUAUCGAUCCAUUCGCCGCUCGUAGCGGUAUUGCUGUUCCCCAUUCACCAAUAGACCCCAAUCGACUGUCAGCAUACUCGGGCAGUUCCGUCGUCCCUGAAUACAUUACGAAAAAGUUGGACGACGUACCGGUCGCUGCCAGCAGGGUCUCUUACGCUUCUUCUUCGUCCCACUCCUUCUCUCCCGACGACAUGGCUUCUUUGAGUCCCCCAUCAUCGCUCUACUUUAUUGCUGAAAAACCUCACAAGAAGCUAUCUCCAAAGAAAUCGUUGGGAGAUUUAGGUCAAAGAACAAGUCGUUCGAAGCUUGAUGAAUUUCCUCCUGGGAUGAUUAAAUCUAAUUCAUCUGUAACAUUGACCGACAAGAAUAGGCUCAGCCAUCCUGAAAUCUUCUCCGCACCACGACCGCCCAUGCGUGCCCGGGGAAUGACUGACGCUGCUGCUAUAUAUCGUUUACCAAAUUUCCUACAAGAUGACCGUUCUGCUACCAACUCGGCCACUUUCUCUCUGUCGUCUCCAUCAUCUCCUCCUCCGGUAUCGCCCCGUGUCGUUAUUCGCCAACCUUCCCUCCAAAGAAUGGGUCUCCCUAUAAGCGCACCACCUAGCCAUCGUUUGCCUCCCCCUCCCGUUCCUGUUGAUGUAACCGACGAUGAGGAUGUCGACCCCUUGCGAUUCUCGAACUCUGCAUCGUCUUCUACCACGUCUUUCAAGUCCGAAAGAGACGCCGGCAUGGUAAAUCAGCACUAUAUCCCUCGUUCUAGGCCAAGAGAACGCGAACUCCGGCCUGUGGAAGAUACAAUUCAGAAAUCUCGCACACUAAAAAAGGCAGUCUCUCACCAGUCGCUUUCAAAGAUGGCCUCUUCCAGCGCGACAUCGGUGUCCACCCCGCCGCCUAUGCCAGAGAAGGGACCGCGUAAACAACGCUCAUUUCAUCAUCCCCGAAUACCGCUGCCCCAGAUGCCUUCUCUGAAACACCAUUCAUCUGGUUCCGCAGUACCACCUUUAGAUGGGCCAGAGCCUAAAAGAGGAAGUAUGAAUGGUCCUCCGACGCCAAGUAGGAAGAGGUUAUUCUCCGGUUCCAGUACGCGAAGACCCUCAACUUCGCAGGAAACGUGGGGCGAGGAUGAUCAUCGGUCUGUCUUCAGUCUUGACCGAGAGAAAUCGACGCCUAUCUCUCCCAUCUCUACAAAGCCCUCUAGUCAUUCGUCUUUCUGGGAUGAAGGUGGCGCGGACGCAACCCCCAGCAGCCCUCGUGCAUCCACAAUGGACUACACUCCACAACAGACCAUGUCUCCUGCAGAAAUGCUGAAGCUUGAAGCAGACGUACGGGAAUCACUCUCGUUGUCACGGUCCAGAGGAAUGUCAAUCGUUUCCUCAUCAACCGUUGCUUCAGAAUCAGACAGUACCUCUCCACUACCCAGUCUGAUGAACUCUAUACGUUCACAUGGGUUAUUGAAUCCUCAGCCGCAUCCUAUCAGGAGUAAUUCAAUGGGUAGUGGAGGUAUGGUUGUCACACCGCGGCUUCCCCGUCCAUCUACAGGUCAGUCCGUAUCUUCGCCAACUCUCUCUAAUACCAUCUCUACGCCUGGCUUAGUAAGCCUUCCUCCGCCACCUCGGUCUCGACGGCCACAGCCAGCCUCGAAUGCCCCAGAACCAUCUCUCAAAGCGCUCUCACCACCUCCUAGGACCAAAGUGGUCAAUAAGACGAUCUCGAAUGACAAAUUGAAUCGCCGCACUCCUUUAACUCGUAAAUCAUCUUUUCUUGAUAUUGAUGGUGACCUGGCUUCCAAUCAGUCGUCUUCGCCUUCUAUUCCACUUCACGGAGGUGAUAGCUUCUUGGAUUUGGCUCGCGAAUCUUUAGAUACAGUUCGCAGUGAUACGGAUGAGGAACAAUUUUAGGAUUUUUCUUGAGAAUGUGCAAGUCUUUCUUUAUAUUCUUAUCUCCUAUUUGCCACACCCACAUCUCUACCUAUAUAUCUAUACCUUACUGCCUACUUACUUACUUUCUGCUACCUACUUCCAGGAUUCUGCCACGUAUCUUUGCUUUUGCUACC
Molecule: messenger RNA, 2734 nt
Organism: Lentinula edodes (shiitake mushroom)
Lineage: Eukaryota; Fungi; Basidiomycota; Agaricomycetes; Agaricales; Omphalotaceae
Exons: 2
Coding region: 273-2579 (768 amino acids)
Source: RefSeq, a predicted model, not a curated record